AUGUCGGGGCUUAAAAUCACCAACAACAUAACGAACCUCGACGGCCCGGGCCCGCCGGUAGUCCAAACCGACUUCGAGCCGCAGGGCGACACCGAGAUUAGGCCGUCCUCGAUGCCGUGACCAUGAGAGUGAGCGCGGAGGCGCGCCCCGACGGUACACCCACAGGAAUACGACACGGACAAGGGCGACGGCAAGCUCACGAUGAACGCCGCGCGCCGCCUGAUCGGCGGUCUACGCCGCGGAUACAGCCUGGCUGAGCUCGAGGUCGCGGCCGACCGCGCGAUGAAGGACGGCGUCCGCUACGCGUACUGGCUCGCGCAGCCGUACCGCCGCGGCCUCUCGGACUCGCGGCCCACGAUCCGCGCCUACCGCGAGGCCUACGCGACGCUGAAGGACUUGCCCGGCCACGCGCGCGCGGGCCAGUUCGGUGCCGUGAACCGCGUCGUGGGCGCCUGGGACGUUUACCGGCGCUACCCCUUCACGAUCUGCGGCGGUGUCCUCAUCGCGGCGGCCCCCUUCCUGUCGAAGGGGAAUUGA
This is a messenger RNA of Pelagomonas calceolata, 537 nucleotides long. NCBI's taxonomy places the organism in Eukaryota, Pelagophyceae, Pelagomonadales, Pelagomonadaceae. The record is from the annotation of a GenBank genome assembly.